This is a messenger RNA of Henningerozyma blattae CBS 6284, 1992 nucleotides long. RefSeq names its product sterol esterase (gene TGL1). The transcript has a single exon. Bases 1 to 1992 code for a protein of 663 amino acids. Lineage: Eukaryota; Fungi; Ascomycota; Saccharomycetes; Saccharomycetales; Saccharomycetaceae. The record is from RefSeq and is a predicted model, not a curated record.
AUGUUCUUCAUUGGUAGACUAUCCAUUACGGAUUAUUGUAUCAUAAUAUUGGUAUAUAUUGAGUCAACUCUGUCGUUCCUGGCAAACUUGGUGCCUCAUACUAUUCUUAAUAUAACGUCUUUUAUUGUCAGAUUAUUUUUACAUAUUACUGGUACUCGAACCUGGUUAACAUCUAUAAGUUCUCCAUCCACUAUAUAUGGUGAUAGCGAUGAUGAUGAAGAGACUAAAUAUGAAAAGGAAAAAUUACGUCGUAAAAAAUUGAGAAAAUUCGAAAAGACAAAUGUAGACCAAUCUGAAAAACCGAUUGAACAGAAAUUACAAGAAUGUCCAGAUAUUCACUCCAUGUGUAAAAUCUUUGACAUUGAAAUUGAAGACCAUUUAGUAAGAACUGAAGAUAAUUAUAUCUUAACUUUACAUAGAAUUAGACCAUCACCAGAAGUGGCAAAUGGUAAAGUUGCAUAUUUACAUCACGGUUUAUUGAUGUGUUCAGAUGUCUGGGUUUGUAACAUCGAUCGUUCCAAAAAUUUACCAUUUGUCUUACACGAUUUAGGUUAUGACGUUUGGUUGGGUAAUAAUAGAGGUAAUAAAUAUUCCACAGCCCAUUUACAUUAUUUACCCAAAGAAAGAAGAUUCUGGGAUUUCAGUAUCGAUGAAUUUGCAUUCUUUGAUAUUCCAAACUCAAUUGAGUUUGUAUUGAAAUCUUGUAACAUUGAUCAAUUGAUUUGUAUCGGGUUUUCACAAGGGUCCGCUCAAAUGUUUGCAGCUUUAUCAGUCAACGAAAGUUUAAAUUCCAAGAUAUCACAAUUCAUUGCCAUUGCCCCUGCAAUGACCCCUAAAAGAUUGCAUAACCCAUUAGUCGAUACUCUAGUGAAAUCUUCUCCCAAUUUGAUGUAUUUGUUUUUUGGCCAUAAUAUUAUUUAUCCAUCUGCUGUUAUAUGGAGAAGAACUUUACAUCCAAAAUUAUUCAAUUUGGGUGUAGACACUGGUAACAAGCUUCUAUUUAAUUGGCAUGCCUUAAAUAUUACAGAGAAACAAAAAUUAGUUUCUUAUAAUAAAUUGUAUUCCACAACAAGUGUGAAAUCAAUAGUUCAUUGGUUCCAAAUAUUAAGAUCACAAAAAUUUCAAAUGUAUGAAGAAUCAGAUGAUAUGUUUAAUUCAUUAUCAAAGCCUUACCAAAUUCCUGUUUUCCCAACUAAAACAAAUAUCAAAGUUCCAAUCCUAUUGUUAUAUGGUGGUCAGGAUUCAUUAGUAGAUAUUGAAGUAAUGAAGAAAAAUUUACCAAAGGAAGCUGUCUUUGAUGUCAAUAUUAAAGAACAUGAACAUUUGGAUUUAAUUUGGGGGAACGAUGUUGAUAAAUUAGUCAUCCCUAAGAUUGUCAAGUUUAUUGAUUUUUUUUCCAAUAUUAAUAAUUCGAAUUUGGAUCAUAAAAUUCAAAGAAGUUUAUUAUUGAAAAAUAGUAACCUUAACACUAUAUCACACUCAAUCUCACAGUAUGAAUCUAAUUCAAAUACAAAUAGUACAACUACCUUGGGUAAAAAUAAUAUUAAUCAUAUUAUUUUGAAUAAACAACCUCAACCUGUCUCAGAUAUGACUCAAACAGAGGAACUUUUGGAAUCAGAAUUAUUAAUUCCAUUUGAGUCAAGAACAGACAACGACAAAGAAAUAGAUGAUUAUUAUUAUAAAGAUGCAAGUGAAACUAUUGAUGCUACAUCUGAUAAAACUUAUCAUUUGUCAAAGAAACAAUCUAAUUCAAUCAUAUCUUCAUCACCUAAUUCUUAUUCCUUACGAAAGGUUAGUAGUAAGCCUCAUAGUAAUACUCAUAGUCAUAGACAUAAAUUUUCAAUGGAUUCCAUUGGUGAAGAACAAUAUUCGAACGAUAAGUUACAGCAUUCCGUAGAUGUUAAUGCUAGUGAUGAUCAUGAUACUAUCAGUCUAAAUAUUAAGGCAAAUAUGGAUGAAUUGAAUAUCGAGGACAUACUUUCAAAAGAAUAG